AUGAGAAUGAAGAAUUUAAAAUAGCAUUUAGUACUGCUAUUUAUUACAAUUAUAAAUUUAAAAUAAAUAUUUAGUUAAGAAUGUCCAAGUAUUGCAAGAUAUUUAAAUAUCCUUCCUCAAUAUUAUGCAAGAAGCUUUUUGAAAUUACCAAAAACCAACCUUUUAGUAGUUAAUACAGUAUCUGAUGUGAUUUAGGGAUCUAGCGUAGUUUACUAUAUUGACAUUUCAAUGAACCCAGGAAUAGUUAUUACAACAAUAAGGCCUGAUUUUUUAAUUACUUAAAUGGAAUACAUGCUCUCCCAAAACAGUAUAUUGGUAGCUAACAACAAUAAAAUUAUCAUAGCUAAUCCUUACACGCUUUAAGCUUAAAGUAAUGCUGUAUUGAAUUAGAUAGUAGACUUUUUUUAAGUAUAGAACACAAAUUAUAUUGUUGUCACUCUAGCUUACAAUUAAAUUGUUAUUUUAGACUCUUCAAGCUUAAAAACUAUAAAGAUAUUGGAUAAUACUAGCUUUCUAAGUAAAAAGGGUGUAUUAUAAAUAUCAACUCAAUUUUAUACUCUUUCUUUUUAACAGAAUUUUAUAAUUUGCUCUGAUGAGUAAGGUUUGUAUGCCUGGAAGGUCAAUUUUGAGUAAUCAGAGUUUAGUUACAAUGGAUAUAUCCCUGAUACUUUGAAUUCCUCGAUCAAAAAAUUUGAAAAACACCCAAAAUAUGAUAUCUUAAUUGUAGGUGGAUUAAAGAAUGUUAAAUUCAUUUAAAUAUAAGACCAAAAAUACACUACGUUAUCAAUAUAAACAGUUAAUUUUAGCAGUGUUGAAAGCAUUAUAUACUAGAGCAUUAAUUCAUCAGAUAAUAUAAUUAUAGGAGAUUCUCAGAGUAUUUUCAUUUACUAGUUUAGUGUAAACCCUGUUGAUAAUACAAUAGAAUCUUUUAAGUUGGAUUAUUAAGUUUAAUAAGAAAAUCAUUAUGACGCCUACAAGCUUAUUGAACUCCCAAUUAUUGUUUAUGCAAGCAAUAAUUUAGUUACAUUUUAUAAUUACCAAAGCAAAAGUUUGAGCUAUAAUUUAAACUUUUCUAGUGAUUACAUAAAUAAAAGCUUUAUUUUUUAGAAUUCUACUAAAUAGGAAGAUUUAUUCUUAACUAUUAAUCAGAAUAAUUUAGUUGUGUAUCAAAGAAGCAAUUUAGGAGUUCAGUAUUAGAUGCAAAAAUAGGCUUUGUAAUCAGCUGUUCUUUAGUAGCAAAAUAGUUUUUAUAGAGUUAAAAACUGUGGAAAUUGCUUUUUCAUCAAAACAAGUGAUAGUUCUAAUAAAAAUUAUAUUGUUUAUACAAAAUUUGAUGAUAUUAAAAGUCCUUCAUUCUAAUACGAUAUUGGAACAGUUUCAUUAACUUGGAGUUAAAUAAACUAAAAUUUAGAUCCUUUUAUUUUAAAUGAUUAACUAUAUGUUGUUUUUUCUCAACCAAACUAGAUUACACUUCCAUAAGGAGAGAAUUAUUACUUUUAUUUAUUGCAGUUCUCGGCGGUAGAUUUAUCUUAAAUUGCAGAUGUAAAGCUCACUACAAAUUAAAAUUAAAAUAGAACCAGCUUAGCUGUUUAUGAUUCUUUGAAUAAAAUUUUAUAUGGCAUAGACUCAGGAGGUACAGUCUAUAAAUAUGAUAUCUAAAAUAAAAACUUGGUUCAAAGCUUUUAAAUUAAUGGCUGCUUAAAUGCUUAUAUUGGAGAGAUUUUCAUAUAAGAUCCUUAUUAAUUCUUAAUUUUUGGAUGUUAAAACAAUGAUAUUAUAGCAUAUAACUUAGUAAGUAAAACUUAAAGCAUUGUAACAAAUUUAUACGUAUCUCCUUUUGUCCUGUAAGUAUUUAGUAGUUCCUCAAUUAUUGCUCUUGGAGAUAUUGAUAGAGGAUCUGCAAAAAUUUUCAAGCUUAAUACUAUUUCCCAAAGUUUUGAUUUUUUUAUAGAAAUAUUCUCUAGUAAGGGAGUGGACAUCCUUCUAUCUGUAGAUUUAUUAAGUGACUCUAAUUUAUUACUUUAAUUUAAAAAUGGCAUCAUAUUCUUCCAAUUUAGCUCUUGCUUGUAGGAUAUUAACAAUUGUUUGGGAUGCAACUAAAAUUAUUAUUUCAAAAUUCAAGAUGGUCUUGAUUCUAAAUAAAGCUAUGGGCAAGGUAAAUAGGGUGUAGAAUUUAUUACAUCUUAAAGCUUCCUCACAGCUGUUUUGAAGGCUCAAAUAUACAAAAAUCUAGUAAGAUAACUUACUUCUUUGGAUGUCAAUAUGUAUAUCGAUAAGGCUAAUCCAUUUAUUUUAAACUCCGGUUUACUCAUUUUUGACUUUAGCAAUAUUAUUUCUUUAUCUAUGCAAUGCACAAGUUGUUAAUAAAGUGAGUAUUUUAGUUUAUAUUCAUCAGAUUAGUUGCUAUUAUAAAACUUUGUUCAAUUUAAUUUGAAUUAAGUUUCAGUGAACUUUACAAAUUUAAGUUAUAGUCAGAGCUGUGGCCUAAAAAUUUAAAAUAUUCAAUAAAAUUCUAAAAUAAGUAAUAUCUAAAUCAUAAGCUCAUCAAGUUAUAAAUAAAACUGCAAUUAAAUUUUCAUUAAUAAUUCAACAAUAACAAUAAAUAAUUAUUAAGUUACUAAUUAAGACUUUUCCAAGCACAAUUCGAUUAUAACUAUAAGUAAAUCAGCUGAGAUAACAUUGACCAACUUCGGUUUAUCAUAGUGCACUUUAGGCAGAAGUUUUAGUAUUCUAUCUUAGCUAGAUGACGUAAAACUAAAUCUAGACUCAGUAACAAUUAGUGGAAAUACCUGUGCAUAAAAUGUUCCAGAUGACAGCAUCGUUUCUUCUCUGUUUGUCGCAAGCCUAUUUUCGGUUAAAAAUUUUUAUUUCAAUGAUAAUGAUAUUUGUAACACUGUUGUAUUCACAACAGCUGCCUCGAUUAAGCAAGCUAAUCAAACAUUUAGCUUUAAUUAAAUUACAGUUUCAGGAAAUACUUUUGUUACUAAAACUUCAUACAUUUUAUUUAAUGCUCUUUAUUCUAUGAUAUCUAAGCCAGCUCACCAGGUUAUAUUUAACAAUUUAAUGGUUUCUAAUAAUAAGCUAAAUAUCACCAACAGUCAAACUGACCAGCAAAUUUCUAGUUUAAUUUAUACAACCAAAAUAUCUGAUGUCACAUUUACUAACACUAAUAUAGUGAAUCAAACUUACAUAUUCCUAUCUGUAGUUGACACAUCUAACUAAGUGCAGAUCUCAAAUUUCAAUUGCACUAACGAGCCAGCUUAUAACAAAGAUAUUCCAUUCACUAAAAGAACUGCAGGAUGCUUAUAUUUUAUAGAAGUAUCAAAUUUAAAUAUUUCUACACUUAAUAUAAUCAAUAAAUAAACGAUUGAUGAAAAUUUAAUCAGAUUCGAGAGCUAUUUUACUAAAUACAUAACGAUAAAUGUACAAAAUGCUACAUUUGCUAAUAAUAAUUAAUCACAGUUAGCAGGAAACGCCCCAAUGAACCCUCUUUAUAUAAUGAUAAUGUAUAAUGCAACGAUUAAUAUCCUCAACAGCAAUUUCACUUCAAAUAAUUAUUAUAUUAAGGAGAAAUAUCACGACAAGUUCAUAGUUUCUACAAAUGGGAUUGGAACUCAUUUCUUGUCAGGAAAUUUAAAUAUUAAGAACUGCAAUUUUAAAAAUUCAACAAGCAACGCUGGGUAUAAUUAUAUUUAUGUCUAAGGUGAUUCAAUAUAUAUGGAAAAAUCAACAUUUAUAUAGUCCUCUUUUACUGAAAUAGUAACAAAAUAAGCUUUCAUUUUCAAAAAUUAUGGUGGAAAUCUUUAUCUUUAAGUGAAAAGCAUCUUUUUUACAAAAUGUUAUUUCUCUUAAUCAACUGCUGCAUUUGGUUCAUUCAUUUAUGCAUAACCUUUUUCCUCAAUUUUAGAAAUGUAUAUCUCAGAUUCUACAUUUAAUGAAGGUUAUGCAAGUAAUAACGGAGGAGCGAUUUACUUAUAUCCUUCAAAUACAAUAUAAUUUAAUUGUGAUAACUGUAAUUUCACUAAUAUUUACACUAUAAGCGUAGCUUUAUCUGCAGCAACUAUUGGCUUAGAGAAUUCAGCCUCAUUAGAUACUUCGCGUCAUUCUAUUAAUUUCAACGGUGGAGUAAUCAAAAAUAUAUAUGGAAACGGAGACAAUAACUUCAUUUACCUCAUAAAAGUUGACUUGCAAAUCAAUGAUUUCUAAACAAUAACUAUUGAUAACUUUAAUUAAUUGUUUAUAUAACUUGUCAAGAAGGCUGGUACACUCUAUAGAAUGGCGUCGCCAGCAUAACUAGUAAAUAUUCAGAAUUCAAGCUUUUAAAUGACAAACUGCAAUUUAACAAAUUGGAGCCAAAAUAGAAACACGUAGAUGCCUCUUUUACUCUAAUCUCUUGAUAGUAAGGUGACCAUAACAAAUAGCUCUUUUACUGAUAGCAAAUUCAAAUAUUAAGUUAUGAAAAUAAUAGGAGGAUCAGUUUAAUUUAGCUAAGUUACUUUCACCAAUUUUUCAUAAAUUGCUUUCAGCAGCUUUUCAGAUUUAUUUUCUAAUAGAUUCUUACAAUAACUGAUUUAAAAAUAACCACUUUCAAGUGGAAAUUCAUUGAUCUUAGUAAGUAAUAGUAAGCUCAUAUUAAAAGAUACUUCUUUGCUCUCAAAAAUUAAUUGUACCUCAAAUUGUUAAGGAAGUUCUCUUUAAAUAUUAAAUACUACUUUCACUAUCUAAGAUACAUCAUUUUCAUAAUCUAGUUCUAAUUUUGGUGGAGCUAUCUUUGUUUAAGCUUUUACUGGUUAGAAUUAAAUAAAAAGUUGUAGUUUUACUUAAAAUACAGCAAAAUAUGAUGGUGGAUCAUUGUAUUUAAAUGCUGGAGACACUGAUGUAUUCAAUCUCAUUGUUGAUUCAAACUCAUUUACAGAAAAUAUAUCCUAAAAUGGUAAAGGCGGAGCUAUUUACAUUUACAGCAGUUCACUAAAUACUUUAAAUUAAAAUAUAACCAUUUACAAUAACUAAAUUUAAUAGAAUUAAGCUAUGGUGGGAGGAGCGUUGAGCAGUGAAAACAUAGCUCCCAAUAGCACUUAAAAUUAGAUUAGUAACAACAAAGCCUUGAUUUAUGGCAAUAAUGAAAUAUCUUAUCCAACUCAGCUAGGAUUUUACAAUUUAGAUCACUUUUUAAAAGAAAAUAAAAAUUCAACUUACGUUGAUGGUUUGCUAACUAUUAAGAAUUUUAGAAGCGGAGAUAAAAUCCCUACUCUUGCCCUUUAGUUUAAAAAUGAAGAAAGCAUAAUAUAUCCUUUAUAAGAAAGCGAAAUCAGCAUGUAUUCUAUUUAAGUAGAUGUUUAUCAAGCUUCUCAGAAUGUUUAGUACGACUUAGUAGGAAAGCUUGUUUCAGUCUAUGAUAAAGAUUCAAAAAGUUUUGUUUUUACUGAUGUCCAAGCAGUAGGAACCCCUGAAACUUCUCAAUAUUUUGAAUUUAAAUCAAACAAUAUUAAAAUUUUAGAUCCAAUCACAUAUACUUAUGUUUCAAACUAUUCUUUAAAAAUUAAAAUUGAAUUUAGAUCAUGCUAAGCUGGUGAGGAAAUUCUAAAAUACAAGCAGCUAACUGAAUGUAGUCCUUGUGCAGAAAAUACUUUUUCUUUAGAUCUGAACGGUUGUUAGCCGUGUCCUGAUGGAGCAAAGUGUAGUGGAGGUUAAAAUAUUAUAGUAGAAUCUGGUUACUGGAGAAGUUCACUUUCUUCAAGUAAAGUAAUAAAAUGCAAUAAUGCCUUAUCUAAUUGCCUAGAAGGCUCACACGGAAAUUAAAUUUGUUAUGAAGGACAUAUUGGAGCAUUAUGUGAAGAAUGCGAUACUCAAGGAUAAUUUUGGUUGGAAAGGUUUGCCAAGUCAGGAGAUUAUAGUUGUACAAACUGUAAUAAAAUUACAGGAAAUCUCUAUAUAGUAAUUUUGAUGACAGUUUGGACUAUGAUAUCGAUGACUAUCGCAAUCAGGGGUGAUAUUGAUACGUUAGAGAAUGCAGCAGGAGCCUUAACCAUUAAAAGAUAUAUUGAAAAAAAUGGGUCAAGUUCCAUAGAAAAAAGACCUACUCAUGCAUCUAUGAUAAAUAAGAAAAAAUUUGGUAAUAAUUAAGAAGAUGAAUAAAGAGCAGGUACUUACGUCAAAAUGCUAACAAAUUAUUUGUAGAUUGUAAAUACUCUUGCUUCAUUUAAUCUCACUUUACCAUCAGGUAUUUACAGUGCUCCUGAAGCAGUUGGAAGACCUCUCUAAUAGUCAAUGAAUUCGUUGGAUUGUGCAUUAGCAGAAAUAAAAACAGAUGUUCCUAUUAUUUAUUUAAGAGUCAUGUUUUCACUAAUCAUCCCAUUAAUUUAUUUAUUAUUAUUCUUUUUUGGAAUAGUUAUUGCUUAGUUAUUUAAUAGAGGAAAACCUUUUCCUUGGUACAUAGUUUCAACAGGAAUAAUGUUCUUAAUUAUUUAUGUGCAGCCAGAUUUGGUUUCAUAAGUUAUAUCGUUAUUAUCAUGCAGAAAAAUCGGUGAUGAAGAAUAUAUUCUUGGAAAUGUGUCUUACAUGUGCCAUAAUGAAUAACAUAAUAAAUACUCCUAUUUCUUUUUAAUUCCUGUAUUAUUCCUUUGGAUAUUUUUAAUUCCAUUUAUAUUAUGGUUACUUUUAUGGAGAAAGGUAAAAAGUUUAGAUACUCUAUAAGUCAAACUAAAAUAUGGAUUCCUCUAUAAAGAAUAUCAAAGAUGGUACUGGGAAUUUGUAAAAAUGGCAGAAAAAAUAGCUAUUAUAUUAGUUUUGAAUUUCUUUUAUUCAAAUGUACCAGUAAAAGGGUUGAUCUCUUUUUAGAUCAUCGUGAUAUAUGGUCUCUUAGCUCAAAGAUUUAAUCCAUAUAAAGAAGAAUUUAUUAACAAACUGGAUGUGUACUCAACUAACUGCUCUGCAGCUAGUAUAUUGAUUGGUGUUUUCAUAUAUGACAAUUCAUAUAACUAUCUAGUAAUUAUAGGUUUUAUAAUGCUAAUUAUUUUAAAUGCUUGGUACAUAAUCAGUCUAGUGAUUAAAAUUUUAAGUGGAUAUAUAUAUAAGAUCAAAGGCAUCAAAAAAAUUAUAAUAGAGAAAUUAGCAGAAAAAAUUGACUACUUUAAAAAAUACCUUCCUAAAGAAGAAUAAAAAAGAAAAAUGAAUCCUGAAGUCCGCUAAAAAAUGAGAAAUAUUUUCAAUAAAUUCAUAAAACUUCCUCCAGCUGAAAAGAAAGCUGUAAUCCUUAAGAUUUAUGAAGAGCAAUUAACCGAUUUGAAUAAUUAAGAAUAUGAUAAAGCCAAGAAGAAAGUAAACUAAUUUUUUGAAAGAGAGUCUCAGAAUUUGAAUUAAAAAGCUUUUUCUGAAACUACAGUGUAGAGGAAAAGUGAUAAAAUAGAAUUACAAUAAAAAGCUUUAGAUGUUUAAAAUAUAAAAUUCGAAUAGGUUACUGAAAUGAACGAUGAAAAAAAUGUAUAAUUGAUCGUAUUUGAACCAGAUUGUAGCUAAUUGAGUGCACCAAAAAAAACAGAAACUUCGUCAAUUUUUUAGAAAAGAGUUUCUAUUAAAAAAAUAGACUCUGACUAAACUCCUAAAAUAUAAUAAGAAUCCCCAUUUAAUGGAUUUGAUAGUUUACAAAAUCCUGAAAUUAAUAAAUUAAUAAAAAUAGAGUGUUAAAAAAUGUAGAGCUCAGACUUAAAUUUAAUAUAAAAAAUAAAUUGA
Molecule: messenger RNA, 7728 nt
Organism: Tetrahymena thermophila SB210
Lineage: Eukaryota; Ciliophora; Oligohymenophorea; Hymenostomatida; Tetrahymenidae
Product: transmembrane protein, putative
Exons: 17
Source: RefSeq, a predicted model, not a curated record